AUGUUGUCUGUCUGCUUCCUUCUCUGCCUUUCCCAGGAAAUUGAGAGCAGCCCGGAAUGCCACCACCGCCGGCUGACCGAUUUCCUGGGUUGCGAGCUGCAGCGCCUGGCCAGUUACCCUCUGCUGCUGAAUAAGAUCAUUCAGCACACCAAUGAGUCCACCUAUGAGCACCAGUGCCUUUGCCUGGCCCGUGAUGAGGUCAAGGGGAUCCUGGAGGGCGUCCAGGAGGAGCUGCGGCAGGCAGAACAACACCGCCAGCUGCAAGCUUACCAGCAGCGCCUGGACGCCCGAGCUCUACGCAAGAGCAGCCACCCACUGGCCAGGGAGUUCCAGGUAGGGCCUCCUCUUCGCCCUCCCCUCCAAUCCCUGGCCUUGUCCUGCUCUUCCCCUCUGUUAAAUGCUGCCUUUUUCUGCCCCUCUGUGCAGAACCUUGACCUCACAGGACACGACUUGAUCCAGGAGGGGCGUCUGCAGCUGCGCGUCAGCAGCAAGAAGACUGUGGGUAAGUGGAAGAAACAACCUCUCCUGCCAAGACACACCCACGUGGCACAGGCCUCUCAGAGCGGAGGGGUCAGGGCUCUUCCUCUGUCAUUUAGACUCCCCUUUUCUAUUAAGGCAGGAAUCAAAGAGGGGAGGGCUUGUGGCUUCAUGGCAGAAAGACUCUGGAGUCUAAAAGCCCUGGAGAGCCACUGCUGCCAGCGAGAGGAGACAGGGCUGAGCUAGACAGACCAAGCAAAGGUCGUCAGGCAGCUUUCGAAAAGAUUAAGAGAACGAAGCAGUUUUAGAACACAAUCCCUAAAACAAAGUAGAGCCUUAGCUGUCAAAACA
Messenger RNA from Lacerta agilis (Sand lizard), 828 nucleotides. Its product is annotated as rho guanine nucleotide exchange factor 11-like. Bases 1 to 723 code for a protein of 240 amino acids. Gene Ontology annotation, cellular component: cytoplasm. NCBI's taxonomy places the organism in Eukaryota, Metazoa, Chordata, Lepidosauria, Squamata, Lacertidae. The record is from RefSeq and is a predicted model, not a curated record. Gene Ontology annotation, molecular function: guanyl-nucleotide exchange factor activity; G protein-coupled receptor binding. The transcript has 2 exons. Gene Ontology annotation, biological process: G protein-coupled receptor signaling pathway.